Humulus lupulus (European hop) is the source of this 1465-nucleotide messenger RNA. Its product is annotated as peamaclein-like. Lineage: Eukaryota; Viridiplantae; Streptophyta; Magnoliopsida; Rosales; Cannabaceae. The record is from RefSeq and is a predicted model, not a curated record. The transcript is spliced from 2 exons. The coding region runs from base 960 to 1247 and encodes 95 amino acids.
AAUGUCGUUUAUUUACUUGUAGUUGCGCCUUAACAUUAACACUAACAAACCAACAAACUUUGGUUGAAAGACCAAACGACGAUGAAAGUGUUGUUUGCAUCUCACAACAGGAAACUUGUUGAUAGGACAGAAAGGUGUCGUUGCCGACUUACAUUAAUAACAGCUCACAUUUAAACAUAAUUAUAAAAUGGAUGAUUAUUUCUUUUGGUAUAUAGUUUGGACCCAUUAAAAUGAGCAAUAGAAGCAAAUGCCACCCCCCCUCCCAAUAUACACAAACGUACGAUGCACGAGUGUAAGUUUAGCCCUAGCAAAGACCCGUACAACUUGUUGGAUGUUGAUCUCGUACUCAGAAUAUUCGAUUCUAUCUUUGUUUCCAUUUAUAUAUUUGUUUUACUUAUAAAUCGUUGACAGUACGUACUAUAGUAUAUAUAUAUAAAUAUUCUUCACCAUUAUAGAUGUUGAAGCUGGCAAGAAAAUCAUAUAAAAGUAGAAAACAUUAGUUAAUAAUGUCAAUUUGGAAGAAGUAGACAAACUAAUCAGUGGGCAUCAAAUGUUUUAAACAAUAUAAUAAAGGACGUUAGGUUAGUGUGAGCCAUGGAAAUUAGAAUAAUAUGCAACUUGUUUAUUCCAAUUGGGUUUUAAAUAAUUACAAAGCCCCAAACAAAAAUAUAAAUAGAAAAGUAGACCUACCAUGGAAUUUAAGUCAACAUGAUCUAUAUGUUCCACACCAACCCCACAUUUUCAUUUAACACUCUGUAUUAAGCUGUAAAGCUGUUAUAUGUUAUAUUAUUAUUAAAAAUAUAUAGGACACUUUCCAGGAAGGAAAGGCCCGUUUUAGUAACCUCACUUUCAAACUCAAACGUUCACUAGUAGUAGCCUAUUCUUACUUUUAAAUAGCCACUAUAAAUAUAAGCUGAGGUUUUAAGUCUAGUUAUAAUACUAGCUAUAGUAAGUACAAAAUGAAGCUUGUUGGAGUGCUGCUACUUGUGUCACUUUGUUUGAGCUCUUGUUUCCUUCAGUUCACAAUGGCUGAUCCAACCACCGUGGUUGCUCCAACUCCGAGCAGUUGUGAUUCAAAAUGUGAGGUGAGGUGUGGAAGUGCAGGAAUGAAAGAUCGAUGCAUGAGGUACUGUGGUAUAUGCUGCCAAGAGUGCAGUUGUGUUCCUUCUGGGACUUACGGUAACAAGUCAGAAUGCCCUUGCUACCGUGACAAGUUGAGCUCUAAAGGCACCCCCAAGUGUCCUUGAUUAUUCAAUCUUUACUAUCAUCAUUGAUCAAAUCACUCCCUUUUUUCACUAAUAAAUACGUACAUUAGCACUUUAUUUUUGUGUUCAAGUACCAUAUUCAAAGCUAUAAGCCAUAAGAACUAUAAAUAUAUAUAUAUAAUGUAUAGACUUAUGUGUGUAGUGGAGAUAUAUGGGGCUGUUUGUAAUAAGAAAGAUAAAACACCCGUUAUUUCUAUCCC